UUCGGCUCUCGAGCUCCAACAGCAGCUUCGUUUUCGUUGCAGUGGCCCGUGAUCGACUUCGGCUUCUUGGUUUCUGGACCCAGCGGCAUAUAUCCGGGGGCCGCGAACGAGCUCUGUUGGCACUGUGAUCUGGCUAACAUCGAUCUGAGGGCCUGUGCUUUCCUACGGCCAAUUUCGCGAUCGCCGCUCUCAAAUCCCCAGACCCCGCUGCCUGGUGCUUGCAGAUUGCGUGAUUGGCGUUGCUCUGGAUCCCUCGCUCUCUCCUCUUCUCCUGGCGCUGCGUGCGCACAUUAAACGAUUCUACGCCACUAUUGCUGCAACGGCCAUGGGGAGUCCUACAGGGAGCAAGAGAUCCAGCCGAAGCGACUCCGCCGGUGCUGCUCCCAGGUCAAGCCCUGUCAACAAAUCAAGCCCUGCGGGACACUCAGACAAUCAGAGGCACCUGGAUGAGGAACUUGCGGCUGAGGAUCUGGGCCUCUUACACGGAGAUGCCGUCAUCGAGCCCGGUGGCAGCGACGAGGACGGCGAGUUCUCGCCCAGUGAAUUCGACGCCGAAUCCCUCAGCAACUUUUCGGAUUCCACCUCGUUGAAUUCCAGCAUCCUCCAGCAUAGUUUUGUUAAUGGCCGACGGUACCAUCGCUAUCGUCAUGGAAGGUAUCCAAUCCCUAAUGACGAUACCGAGCAGAAUCGGGAGGAUAUGCUGCAUACUAUGAUGAUGGAGGCGACAGACGGCAAGCUAUACUACGCUCCCAUUGGAACUCACCCUCAGAAGAUUAUCGACUUGGGCACUGGCACGGGCUUAUGGGCUAUCGAAAUGGGCGAUAGGUUUCCCAGCGCCGAAGUUUUAGGAAUCGAUCUGAGCCCCAUCCAACCCUCUUGGGUUCCUCAAAACGUCACAUUUAUCAUCGAUGAUGUCGAGGCCGAAUGGCUCAACGGCGACAACUGGGAUUUUGUCCACCUGCGCAACAUGAUACCCGUUAUGAAAUCACCGGUUGAUCUUCUGAGGCAAGCAUACGACCAUAUGAAGCCUGGUGGUUGGAUCGAGCUACAAGACGUAGACGGAGAUGUUCAUUCUGACGAUGACACAGUCCCGGAUGACUGGCCGCUUAAGCGAUUUACCGAGAUUUUGCUCGAGGGAUUCGCAAAGUUUGGCACGAAUGCUCAUGCGGCUGUUUUCGGGGGGCAGUACUUGGAAGAGGCAGGCUUCGUUAAUAUCCAGCACAAUUAUAUCAAGCUGCCAUACGGCACAUGGCCUAAAGACAAGGUUAUGCGUCUGGUUGGCAUGUACUAUCGCACCGCCUGCGAAGAAUUCUUCCCCGCCGUCGGUGCCAUCCAUUUCCCCUUACUCGGAUGGGAGAAGAACGAAAUGGAAGUCUUCUUCAUGCAGUGUCGCCAAGCUAUGCGAGAUCCCAAAGUCCACGCGUACGGCAAGAUGCACUUUUGGAGUGGUCAAAAGCCUCUUGAUGCGCUAUGAAUCAACUCGAUUCGACUCGACUCGAUUCAACUGGCUCAGAUCGAUUCAGCUCGAUAGUAUAUUGCGAUAGAUUGACAGCUCAAACUACACGGAUACCCAUAGAAGUUAUAGAGAAGCGAUUUCAUAUGAGAGGGUGUGUUGUGUUGUCUGGGUAUAAUCCAAAUUGGGCCUUUGCAUUAAGCUUGUGCGAGGAAGAUUGGUAUUGAGAGAGUUCACGGUUUGCAUCACAGUAUAUAUUUAACAUGUCGCGGCGAAAGUCUAUGCACUAGAUAACCUUUUAUCUCGCAGGCCCAUACUCCAUAUGCACAUAACUAUACAAUAUGAUUUAAUGCAAAAUUAAUUAAGACGCC
Trichoderma asperellum CBS 433.97 is the source of this 1824-nucleotide messenger RNA. RefSeq lists its product as uncharacterized. The record is from RefSeq and is a predicted model, not a curated record. NCBI's taxonomy places the organism in Eukaryota, Fungi, Ascomycota, Sordariomycetes, Hypocreales, Hypocreaceae. Gene Ontology annotation, molecular function: methyltransferase activity.